AUGCUUGCUGGGGUGGCGGAUGCAGUUGCAGUCGCAGCUCCCACGUGCUUGGGUGUAACUGUCCGAAAGUACAAUCUAGGGGUUGAAAACUUCUCGCGGCGAUUACCAAUGUCCCACCAAACUUGGCCACAGCACAACGCGACGGGCCAGAAAUUCGCCGUUUCUAACCAUCCGAGCCCACACCGACGUCGAAAUGGCAAAAGCGGACCGAGAAGCUUAGUGCGGCCGGGACUAAACUAUAGCGCAGGCGGGAAAGGCCACGGCCUCUGGAUCCUGGUUGAGAAAGGUAGGGCUCAAGCAGGAUGGGAAUGGAGAAGGCGCAUACUCUCACCGGUUGGGGCUGGGAUAAAUGAAGUGGCCGAGCCACCAGCGACAAUUGAGGACGUUGAUUUGCUAACAGAUAGAGGGAUUGAAGAUCUCUCACGGGAGGGAAACGACGAAAGGGACGAUUAUGGUUCCCUUGCCGAGACGAUGCUUGAAGGCCUGCAAAAGGUGAACGGAAUUCUGCCGGACGGCCUCCACAAUAUUAAUGCUUCUAGUUCUGAUGGUGGAAGUUGCUCCGGGAGUCUUGACUCUGCGCUCGUUGCGACAUCAGUCGCGGGGUGA
Molecule: messenger RNA, 606 nt
Organism: Aspergillus eucalypticola CBS 122712
Lineage: Eukaryota; Fungi; Ascomycota; Eurotiomycetes; Eurotiales; Aspergillaceae
Exons: 11
Coding region: 1-606 (201 amino acids)
Source: RefSeq, a predicted model, not a curated record